This is a messenger RNA of Dermatophagoides farinae (American house dust mite), 2855 nucleotides long. Its product is annotated as periodic tryptophan protein 2 homolog. NCBI's taxonomy places the organism in Eukaryota, Metazoa, Arthropoda, Arachnida, Sarcoptiformes, Pyroglyphidae. Gene Ontology annotation, molecular function: protein binding. Gene Ontology annotation, cellular component: Pwp2p-containing subcomplex of 90S preribosome; small-subunit processome. Gene Ontology annotation, biological process: maturation of SSU-rRNA from tricistronic rRNA transcript (SSU-rRNA, 5.8S rRNA, LSU-rRNA); ribosomal small subunit assembly. The record is from RefSeq and is a predicted model, not a curated record.
UAGAAAUAGUCGGUUCUCGCACACGUGUUUUACGUUUGAAAUACACAUAUGUUUUCAAUCAUCAUCAACAUCAUCAACAUUGAUUGAUCAAAAUGAGAUUUUCUUACAAGUUCAACAAUGUUCUCGGUUCAGUCUACGAUCACGGCAAUCUACAGUUUUUUCCGGAUGGCAACUGUUUACUCAGUCCUUGCGGCAAUAAACUUAUCGUUUACGAUCUGAAAAAUGGUAAAUGUCAAGCGUUGCCAUUCGAAAUCCAAUUCAACAUUUGCCACAUAGCUCUCAGUCCAGACGCUUCGAUUCUGUUGAUAGUGACGGAAAAUCAGGUGAUGAUUGCAUCAUUGCUAGGCAAUGUCAUACUACAUCGAAAAGAUUUCAAACACAUCGGUGACCGAAUCAAUGAUGUGCAAUUCUCUCCGGAUGGUAAAUAUUUUGCCAUCUGUGGUUCGAGCAAAGUGCUCGUCUACCUGACACCCGGAUACAUUGGCCAAGGCAAAGGACGCCAAUUGUCUGGAUUUAAAAUUCACAAAAUGAUUCAGCCAGGACACGAAGAAUCGGUAUCGGUCGCUUGGAACCAUACAUCACAAUUAUUGUUGAUCACAAGCAAAGAUUAUUCAAUGCGAAUCUAUCCGAUUGAUCGAAAAAUCAGUGCAUUCGGUGAUCACAUCACACUCACUGCUCAUAAUGAUCUGAUAAUUGGUGCAUUCUUCUCUAAAAGCAAGCCAAAUCCAUUGAACAUGUACAGCAUUAGUCGAAAUGGUCAGUUAUUCGUGUGGGAUUGUAGUUGGACAGAAAUCGAUAAUGAUACAGCGGCCGAUAAAUUGAAUUAUAGAAUAGUCCAAAAGAAGUAUUUGUUUGAAGAUUUAAAGGAGAAAAACUCCGGCACUCGAAUCACAGCUUAUGGCUAUGAACCGAAAGCACGUCUCAUGGUUGUCGGAUACAAUGAUGGCCGAUUCAUGUUGUACGAUCUGGCCGAUAUGAUUCUCAUACACUCGCUGCAGUUGUCGAACAAAACGCCCAUUUCGACCGUAUCGUUCAAUGGCAAUGGAGCUUGGAUCGCUUUGGGCACUUGUCCUGGUUCCGGUAAUAAAUAUGACUUGGAUAACGAGGUUUCAACUCAAACACAAUUGAUUGUUUGGGAAUGGCAAUCUGAAUCGUUCAUUCUGAAACAAAGUGGCUAUUCGAAUAGUGUGACCAAUUCGUAUGAAUGUGUGGCAUAUUCACCUGAUGCUUCGUUACUCAUCACGGGCGGUACUGAUGGUCGUCUCAAAGUUUGGAAUCUUUUCACUGGAUUCUGUGUGUCAAUGUUUACUAGCGAGCACAAAGGACCGAUUACCGGGGUCGAAUUUGUUCCGGGCAAGGAUGGCAAAGUUUUCGUCACCUGUUCGUUGGAUGGAACCGUCAAGGCAUUCGAUCUGAACCGAUAUCGUUGUUUUCGAACAUUAGCUGCACCGAGCGAUUCGAAACCAGCUCAAUUCAUAUCGUUGGCCGUCGACAAAAUUGGCGGUGAUUUCAUAGCGGCUGGUUCACACAAUUUUUUCGAAAUAUUUCUCUGGUCACUCAAAACGGGCAGACUAUUAGAAAUGCUAUCAGGUCACGAGGCACCUGUUUCAUCUGUAAAAUUUUCGCCCAAUUCAAACACAUUGUAUUCUUGUUCAUGGGAUUGUACGGUGAGAAUAUGGAACCUGUUUGAAGGUGCCAAACAUACGAGAGAAGUAAUCAAACUUGGUAGUGAUGCCCUUUGGCUGGAUAUCCGCGAAGAUGGCCACGAAUUUGCUGUGGCCACAUUGAAUGGAACCAUAUCGUUUUAUGACGCUCAAUCUGGCGAUCAAUUGGGCAUCGGUAUCGAACAAGGCAAACAAGAUCUUGGCCGAUCACGGUACAGGGGUGAACAAGUGGAUGACAAAUAUAAAUACUUUUCAACGUUUGCAUAUUCUGUCGAUGGCCAAUAUGUGAUUGCCGCCGGUCGUUCGAAAUAUGUUUGCAUCUACAAUGUCAAGCAGAAACUGCUCGUAAAACGAUUCGAAAUUUCUAACAAUCUAUCGCUCGAUGGAUUCGCCGAAUUCAUCAGCAAACGAAAAAUGCAGGAAUUCGGAUUCGAUAUUGAUCGGAUCAAACAUCGGGAUGAUGAGUCAAGCUUUGCUCCGGUUGCUUUGCCCGGAGUGAUCAAAAGUGAUUAUGCUGACCGACAGCUGAUGCCAAUCAUUGCCGUUAUGCAGAUUCGAUUCUCACCAACGAUGCGUUCGUUUGCUUUGGCUUCCACUGAAGGUGUUCUCCAUUAUUCUGUGGACAAUACCACAUCGUUCAAUCCAUAUGAAUUGGAUACGUCUGUUACGAUUGAAUCGUAUCGAGAGAAUCUGAACAACAAACAAUACGCUCAAUCAUUGAUCCAGGCACUCAAAUUCAACGAUUGGAAUCUCAUUCAAGAGUCACUGGAAAACAUUCCAGCUGAUCAGAUAGGACUGAUCACAUCCACAUUAUCGUUAGCAAUGGUCGACAAACUGCUCGGCCAUCUGGACAAAGGAUUUGAAAAGACGGGUCAUUUUGAAUUCUAUCUUCGGUGGGUGGAAUCACUACUUACCCAGAAUGCAUGUGCCAUGAAAAGUUGUCUAUCCACCGAACAAACAACGGCAUUGCGACGACUGCAUCAAACAUUGAAAAGCAAACAUCAAGACCUCUCCAGAAUCGUUGAAUUCACCAAAUAUAACUGUAAAUUCAUGGCCAUCAUGGCUAAACAUGCUCAUCAGCAACCAAUGAUUGCUGAUGACGAUAAUCAGAUGGAUGUUGAUUUAUGAUUUAUGAUUAAUGGUUUUUUUCAUCUUUUUUUCAAUAAAUUGAAAUUCAUCACCAUUCUUUCA